GUCCUAAAACGCAAGGGUCACUCCAGUCGUCCCCCUUUCUGCAACCACACACCGGCUCGACGUCGCCCGUUGACACCUGCAGUCCGCCCGAGCGAGAAGGCUGCAAAGCAGAGAAUACCAGCAAAUAGCAAUUGUUCGCCAGGGCCACACCUGCAGCACGCCGGCAAGAUGGACGACCGGGGCAACCGACUGUACCUCAACUUUGGGAGUAACAACGAGCGACUGGCCGCCACCGACCGCACAUAUCCCACCACGCCCUCGACCUUCCCCCAACCCGUCUUCCAAGGCGGCCAGGCCGCAUCACAGGGUGGUGCGCAGCCGCCUCAGUCCUACCAGCAAGGAGGCCAAGCGCCUGCCGGAUACUUCCAGCAGGCUGGUAGCAACAACCAGUACGGCGCCCAGUACUCCUCGCAGCUCGGUGCUCAGGCUGCCGACUACGGCUCUGCUGGCCAGGGCUAUGGCCAGGCCCGGUCGACGACACCCGGCGCCAACAAUGACCCCAACACGGGGCUCGCCCACCAAUUCUCCCACCAGAACCUAGGGGGCGCCGGUCGGGCAUCCCCCUAUGCCGCUCGUGGCCCGUCUUCGAGUCAGCGACCCAGGACGGCCGAUUCGCGGGGCCAGCAGCCUGGAUACGGGAGUUACGCAAAUGCGCCGCCGAUGCCGACUCAACCCGCCCAACUCGACUACUUUGCUCUGGCCCCCGAGCGGAACCCCGACAAGUACGGCCCGAACGCCAACAACAACCAAAAGAAGUGCUCGCAGCUCGCCUCGGAUUUCUUUAAGGACAGUGUCAAGAGGGCUCGCGAGCGCAACCAGAGGCAAAGCGAGAUGGAACAGAAGCUGGCCGAAACCACCGACCCUCGCCGCCGGGAAUCGAUCUGGGCUACCGGAGGGCGUAGGGAGGGUUCCUACCUGCGCUUCUUGCGAACCAAGGAUAAGCCCGAGAACUACAACACCAUCAAGAUCAUCGGAAAGGGCGCCUUCGGUGAAGUCAAGCUGGUGCAGAAGAAGGCCGACGGGAAAGUCUACGCUAUGAAGUCGUUGAUCAAGACAGAGAUGUUCAAGAAGGACCAGCUCGCCCACGUUCGCGCAGAGCGUGAUAUUCUUGCCGAGUCCGACAGCCCCUGGGUCGUCAAGCUUUUCACUACUUUCCAGGACACCAACUUCCUUUACAUGCUGAUGGAGUUCUUGCCCGGCGGAGAUUUGAUGACCAUGUUGAUCAAAUACGAGAUCUUUUCGGAGGACAUCACCCGGUUCUAUAUCGCCGAGAUCGUCUUGGCCAUCGACGCUGUUCAUAAGCUGGGCUUCAUUCACAGAGAUAUCAAGCCAGACAACAUCCUUCUCGACCGAGGUGGUCACGUCAAGCUAACGGAUUUUGGCCUCUCGACCGGUUUCCACAAACUCCACGACAACAACUACUACCAGCAGCUCCUCCAGGGCAAAUCGAACAAGCCGCGUGAUAACCGCAACUCGAUCGCCAUCGACCAGAUCAACCUGACAGUCAGCAACCGGUCCCAGAUAAACGACUGGAGGCGGUCGAGGCGACUGAUGGCGUACUCGACCGUUGGCACCCCCGACUACAUCGCACCUGAGAUCUUCACUGGGCACGGGUACUCGUUCGACUGCGAUUGGUGGUCGCUCGGCACCAUCAUGUUUGAGUGCUUGGUUGGCUGGCCGCCAUUCUGCGCCGAGGACAGCCACGACACGUACCGCAAGAUCGUCAACUGGAGGCAAUCACUCUACUUCCCCGACGACAUCCAACUCGGCGUGGAAGCGGAGAACCUGAUCCGGAGCCUGAUCUGCAACUCGGAGAACCGGCUCGGCCGGGGCGGGGCGCACGAGAUCAAGAGCCACUCCUUCUUCCGGGGCGUCGAGUUCGACAGCCUGCGGCGGAUCCGGGCGCCGUUCGAGCCGCGCCUGACGUCCAACAUCGACACGACCUACUUCCCGACCGACGAGAUCGACCAGACGGACAACGCCACCGUGCUCAAGGCCGCCCAGGCCCGCAGCGCCGCCGCCGGCGCCCCGCCGGGCCAGCAGGAGGAGAGCCCCGAGAUGAGCCUGCCCUUCAUCGGCUACACCUUCAAGCGGUUCGAUAACAACUUCCGGUGAUUUUUCUCCUCUGCCUGCCGAGCGAGAUGGGGUGAAAAGAUGGGCUUGGUUGGAUGUGAAGCUGGGGUUUGGCUUGAUGGGUGGACUGCACUGGUUGUCACGCGCAGUAGGUGUUGGGUUGCCCCUGGGGCGACGUUCCGUAGCGGUGGUAACUUGGCUGGAUUUUCCGUCUGCUUCGGUUCCUUCCGAAAAUUUGUUGCGUUGGUCGGUGGGGGGGGUAUGAGCAUGGCAUAGUCGAUUAGUCACGGUCUAGGG
Molecule: messenger RNA, 2370 nt
Organism: Chaetomium fimeti
Lineage: Eukaryota; Fungi; Ascomycota; Sordariomycetes; Sordariales; Chaetomiaceae
Product: kinase-like domain-containing protein
Exons: 4
Coding region: 169-2115 (648 amino acids)
Biological process (GO): peptidyl-serine phosphorylation; intracellular signal transduction
Molecular function (GO): ATP binding; protein serine/threonine kinase activity
Source: RefSeq, a predicted model, not a curated record